AAAAUACACAACACAUUGUUCAGAUUACUAUCAUGUUUAGUAUGUGAGUGCACCAAAUAUGUGAAAUAAAAGAUUUAUAAAAAUAUUUUGACUUUGGAAAUUAUUUACAGAAAGAAAAAAUGACUCUUCCAACAGCUUUACUAAUCUCAAACAUCGUAAACAAAUCCAUAGCAUCUGAGAUUCAAGAAACUAUAGGAAAUCAGUCCAGUAUGGAUAUUUUGUCUUGUAAAUGCGAUCUGCAUUCUGACGAACCGUAUUUGAUUCCCACAACUCCAAAAUGCACUCUAUCCGACUUUAUAAGCGAUAAAGAUAUGAAAAAACUGAAUUCCAAUGCCAAAAUAAAUUCCAUACCCAACAAAAUCAAAUCGGCGAAGAGUCAAAUAAUACAGUGUAAAGCAGUUCAUACUUAUUCGUACUUUUCCGAUCUAUCCCAUAUCGAACGGAUAACUUGUUUCGGAUCUGCAGAACCAUCAAGCAAACAAGAACUAAUGAAAUGUUUAAGUGUGGCGUUGGACUCGUUAGAAAACAUUGAUUAUCGAUUCAAGAAAAGUUAUAUUUACGAGGGAAAACAGGAUAUAGGGAACCUGAAAAUAUCUUAUGACAAAAGGGAUAUUCUAGACCUGGGAAGUAAUCUAACAGAAAAUUGGCAAUUGACACAUCCACCAGAAGGAAAGAUGAAUCAUACAAAUACUAAUUUAUUUUUACGUACGCCAUGCCAACUCAUUGGCUGCGAUUUCGAAGAUAUGUUUCCCUUAUUUAAAUAAAAGACUAAUUUCAAUCCCGGAAAUCAAAUAUGUUUUCUGUGUUUCUAUAAAAAAAAAAUAAAAAAAAUCCGUAUAUUUGCUGGUAGGUACCAAAUAUUCACGCAUUAAGUACGCAGCUAAAAAUAAUUUUACCUGGAAUGACUGUUUAAAUGUCUCGUGAGCCUUUCAUUUUCAACAUGUUUUCUUAUUUUAACUAUGUUUUCAUAUUUUCAAAUGCAAUUCUUAUAAACAUAACCUUUUAAAAUUUUUAAUUCAUAUUUUUUUAUAUGUUUGGCUAUCUGAAAAUAUGAAAUAAUUCGUAUUUUUGUUUGUAUUUUAUGUUUUAUUACGUUUAUUAUGUAUUUUGUGUUUUAUGUAAUUUGAUUCAUGUCUUCCAGAUUAAAAUAAAAGUGAAUAGCCGAUACGUUAAGAGGCAUUUUAAGACAAAUUAAAUAAAUUACAAUUACAUACUUAAAUACAUCCUAGAAAAUUUAGAAUAAGAUGUCGAGUUUUUGGUUGUUAUUAAUAAAUGGAUAGUGUGUAUCCAGAACUAUUAUGCUAUACUUUAAGUGGUGAUGUAAUUAAAAGUUAUAGUUUAAAAAAA
Molecule: messenger RNA, 1347 nt
Organism: Sitophilus oryzae (rice weevil)
Lineage: Eukaryota; Metazoa; Arthropoda; Insecta; Coleoptera; Curculionidae
Exons: 4
Coding region: 120-764 (214 amino acids)
Source: RefSeq, a predicted model, not a curated record